Messenger RNA from Oreochromis niloticus (Nile tilapia), 1643 nucleotides. Its product is annotated as C-C chemokine receptor type 2-like. The record is from RefSeq and is a predicted model, not a curated record. Lineage: Eukaryota; Metazoa; Chordata; Actinopteri; Cichliformes; Cichlidae. Gene Ontology annotation, molecular function: C-C chemokine binding; C-C chemokine receptor activity. The coding region runs from base 200 to 1261 and encodes 353 amino acids. Gene Ontology annotation, biological process: immune response; positive regulation of cytosolic calcium ion concentration; cell chemotaxis. Gene Ontology annotation, cellular component: external side of plasma membrane; membrane. The transcript is spliced from 3 exons.
AGAUCAGACUUGGGGACGUGCAGGAAACAACAUCUUUUUUUUUCUCUUUCUGUUCUCAUCAUUAGCGGACUGCAGAACUUUUGAUAGUUAGUUCAUUUCUGCACACCCAAAGGGAUCACAUCAGUAAGCUGGGAAAGGGAGCCUUGUAGUGUAAUUCCUGACUUGACCUGGUUGGAAGAGCCAUCACUCAGAUAUCACAAUGUCAGAAGAAAACACCAUGAACUAUGAUUAUUACCAAGAUUACUUUGAAAUUCCUAACCACACAGACUUUUCUCCUACCAACCUAAGUGAUGUAAAAGACUUCAACAAAGUGUUUCUCACCACUCUCUACAGUUUGGUUUUCAUCACGGGCUUCAUAGGUAAUGGACUAGUGGUGUGUGUCCUGGUGAAGCACCGCAAUCAGAGCAACCUGACAGACAUCUGCCUCUUCAACCUGGCUCUCUCUGACCUCCUCUUCGUCUUCACGCUGCCUUUCUACUCUCACUAUGCCAGGGUCGGCCAGUGGACUUUUGGAGACUUCAUGUGCCGUUUGAUCUCCUGCUCUCACCACAUUGGCUUCUUUAGCAGCAUCUUCUUCAUGGUUGUCAUGACGCUGGACCGCUACAUGAUCAUCGUGCACGCUCACAGGGUUGCACGUUAUCGCACAAUGAGGGCAGCCAUCAUUCUGACCGUGCUCGUUUGGAUGCUGAGCUUGUUUGUCUCUCUGCCAGAUUUUAUCUUCAUAAAGGCAAUAGAACAGGAAUCCCAAGGAGUGCAGUGUUACUAUCCUGAGGAGAGCAAAGUCUGGGAGCAUUACAGCCUGUUCACCAUAAAUGUGCUGGGUCUCGUCAUUCCCUUGCUGGUGAUGGUAGGUUGCUACUCCAGGAUCAUCCCCACGCUGGUGAGCAUGAGGACUGCAAAGAAGCAUCGCAUUGUCAAGCUGAUCAUCUGUAUAGUGGUUGCAUUUUUCUUACUCUGGGCUCCAUAUAACAUUUCCCUUUUCCUGGAGUUUCUUCAGAAAAGACAAAAAAUCUCCCAAAAUAAAACCUGGGACAAAAAUUUAAGGCUGUCAAAAACAGUGACUGAGGCCUUAGCUUACACUCACUGCUGUCUGAACCCCAUCAUUUAUGCUUUUGUGGGAGAGAAGUUUAUGAGACGAGCAUUGCAGCUGCUGAAAAAGUUUGUGCCUUUUUACGGAAGAUAUUUGUCAGACAGCUCAUUCAGGAGAAGCUCAGUUAUGUCCAGGGGCUCUGAAGUCACCUCUGCUUCUUUGAAACUAUAGAAGGUGGAGGGCAGUUGUAAUUGUUUUUGGCAUGAAUGUUUCACCCUCAGACCAUUCCAUGUUUUUUCUGUUAGUUUUGUUUGUUUAGUCACUUUGCCAAAUACCACCAGUGUUUUUCACCAGUGUCUCUCCUUUAAAGUUUGUCUGUACACCUUUAGAUCCUGUGGAUGUUGUUAUGACCAUAAGAUUUCAGAUGUCUUAUAAACUGUGAAAAGUGGUUUAUUGAAAUGUAUGGCAUUCUGAAGUUGGGAAUUUGACGUUAAACAAAUUUUCCAGUGUUGAUUUUUUUUCUCACUUUUUAAAUAUAUAUAUAUAAUACACAGUGGUCUGACCUACUUUUACUACCUUUUACUUUUACAUUGUAAAUAAAUUCUUAUCGUUU